GCAGAAGCCAGGACCAUAUAUGUAUAUUAGCUUUUACUACUCAAUUAUUUUUCUGGUAGCUUGUGCCAUCCUCAAUUUUACAAUUCUGUUUAUUUACAAAAAUAUUAAAAGUUCUAAUAAAACAAAUACUCAGAAAAAAAUUGAACGAAAUUUGUUAAUUUAUGCUUUGGGUACUUUGUUUGGACAUGCAAUUAUUGCUAUAGUGACAAUAUUUCUAUAUGUCUGCCCAAAAAGCCAUUCAAUGCCAGCACUUUUUUCAUUGUUGCCUGUUGUUACAGACAUUGGAACUUCUGGAUUGUCUUCAUGGCUUCUUUUAUUUAUCAGCGAAGAUUUUAGAAAUGAAUUCUUAAAAGAUUGGAGACCAAAAUAUUUUUAUAGAAAUUCGACAAAUAAUUCAAAUAAUAUUAUUCCAAUUCCUAAUCACCAUCAUUUAAAAGUACAUCCGGUCAACAAUUUUGUUAGCUCUCUUAAUUAAAUUAUUAUUUACCAUGAAAUAAAGUAUUGUAUAUUAGGGGUGUCUCGGGUUAUACGAACCCCGAUAACAGAAACCUGGUGUUUUCUCCGACCAAAAUCUGAAUGAAGGAAAUUCUGAAACUCCGCCCCAAUAUU
This is a messenger RNA of Meloidogyne enterolobii, 609 nucleotides long. Lineage: Eukaryota; Metazoa; Nematoda; Chromadorea; Rhabditida; Meloidogynidae. The record is from the annotation of a GenBank genome assembly.